Biomphalaria glabrata is the source of this 3566-nucleotide messenger RNA. RefSeq names its product TBC domain-containing protein kinase-like protein. Gene Ontology annotation, cellular component: autophagosome; cytoplasm. The coding region runs from base 233 to 2926 and encodes 897 amino acids. Gene Ontology annotation, biological process: autophagosome organization; protein autophosphorylation; autophagy. The record is from RefSeq and is a predicted model, not a curated record. The transcript is spliced from 25 exons. NCBI's taxonomy places the organism in Eukaryota, Metazoa, Mollusca, Gastropoda, Planorbidae. Gene Ontology annotation, molecular function: protein serine/threonine kinase activity; ATP binding.
CGUAAAAAGAAACGAAAAUAGAUGUAGAUCUAGAUCUAGAUUCUAGACCUAGAUCUCUAUCCAAUAUCCUUAGAUUAUUAUUGAAUCUACAAAACGAAUAGAUGUAACAAUUGGUUACUUUUAGGUAUCUAACAAAAACUCAAUCUACAUCUCUCUAUUCUAAAAUUAUUCUACAGUUAGAUCAUUCUAAUUCUACUACAUUCUAUUGAUGCAUCCAACAGAUUUAUAAACUAUGCCUGCUCUUGGCAGUGCCGAAUUCGGUGUCAGGACUUUUUAUGCUGCCUCUCAUCCCAAUGACAAGUGCGGACCAAAUGGUUUGCCGCUGACUCCUAACUCUGUCAAAAUACUAGGGAGAUUCCAGUAUCUGACUACACUGUCUCACCCAAGACUGUGUCAGUAUCUGGAUAUCAGUAAAACUAAACAUGAAUGUAUGAUUGUCAUUUCUGAACACCAUAAGUCAAGUGUCAAAGAAAAAUUGAACAGUGGCCAAGGAUUAUCAGAAAAUGCAGCUGUCUCUUUAGGAUUCCAGAUUCUCGAAGGCUUAACAUUUCUACAUGAGAAAAAUGUUGUUCAUAGGAAUUUAUCAAUGGACAACAUACUCAUUGAAAAGCAGGGUAACAUAAAACUUUCAGAGUAUGGACUUUAUUACAUGACUGAUUAUGGGGCAGACGUGUCAUUUCCUAUAGGACUUCCUCAUUACAUGGCACCUGAAGUUUUGUGUUCUGGACCAUUAAAAGUGGAUGAAGAUUCAGGCCAGUGCAUUCAACCAAUAUCUGGACCUAAAGUAGAUGUUUGGUCUUUUGGCAUAAUUCUUCUGGAACUUUUGUUGGGUAGAGAAGUGUGGUCAGGCUUGAGCUUGCAAGAAACCUUUGUGAAACUAAUGCUGCUGAUCAAAUCUGAUAUGUCACCUCUUGAUUAUCUUUGUCAGGAUGCCAGUUUAUCAGAGAAACUCAAGGGCACUUCCAAAGAGUUGAAAGAUUUGCUUAGACUCUGUCUGACUGUAUCUUCUUCUAAGAGGGCAACGUCAGAAGAGGUUAAGCAACAUCCAAUUUUUCGUUCAUCUAGAGAAAAUGCUGUUGCACAUAAGAGAGAGUUUGACAUUUUUACAGCUGAAGUAAGAAGUGCAGAUCUAGAGCUUCCAACUUAUGAAGAAACUAUAGCUAAUGAUUUUAGUGAUGAUCAUUUGUCUCAGAGGUCAAUGCAAGAAGUUUAUUACUUGUGGCGCCUGGCAGGUGGUGAUUUAGAUGGUGCCCUGCGCAAGGCUGGCAUGUCAAAAACUAGACCUCCAAUACACUUACUGCCUUGUUAUGGCAUCCUUGAUGGAGAUGUGUUUGGCCAGGACAGAGACAAUGCUGAACUGCUUAAUAACACAGUCAUAACUCUAUCCCAAGAGCAGCUGCGCUUUCGACUUAGAGAGAUACCAGCUACAGCAUAUUAUCCUUUGCUUGAAGAUGAGUCCAAAUACUUGUCUGAAAAUCAGUUACCAGCAUCUCCAAGUUACGGUGAUUUAGCCAAUUCUGCAACUCUCCCUUUAGUGAUAAGAGAAAAGGAUGUAGAUUACCAGUUUCACAGGAUAAUAUUAUUUGAGAGACUGCUCAAUGCUUAUCCCUUUAAAAGGCCAUACAUAUGGAGGGAAGCCAGGGUGGACAUUCCACCUCUAGUCAGAGCACAUGUUUGGGCAGCCAUAUUGGAAGUGGAGGGUGAUCUAGAAGGCUGGUACACUUCAAUAGAUAAAGAAACACCAACAGCUACAGACAGACAAAUUGAAGUAGAUAUACCCCGAUGCCAUCAAUAUCACGAGCUUCUGUCAUCGCCAACAGCACAUGCCAAGUUCAAGAGAGUCCUGAAAGCUUGGGUGCUUAGCAAUCCUCAGUAUGUUUACUGGCAAGGUUUGGACUCUCUUUGUGCCCCUUUCCUGGCACUGUCUUUCAACAGUGAGGCCCUUGCAUUUGCCUGUUUGUCGGCUUUCAUUCCAAAAUAUUUGCACAAGUUUUUUCUCAGGGAUAACUCGGCAGUAAUUCAAGAGUACCUGGCAGUUUUCUCACAUCUUAUAUCAUUCCAUGAUCCUGAACUUGGUAACCAUUUAGAUGGGAUUGGAUUUAUACCAGAUCUUUAUGCUAUACCCUGGUUUUUGACUAUGUAUGCUCAUGUCUUUCCCCUGCAUAAAAUUGUACAUUUAUGGGACACUCUGUUGCUUGGUAACUCAUCUUUCCCUCUGUGUAUCGGAGUAGCCAUACUACAGCAGCUUCGAGAUAGACUACUGUCAUUUGGAUUUAAUGAAUGUAUUUUACUAUUCUCUGACAUGCCAGAAAUUGACAUUGAGAGGUGUGUUCAAGACUCCAUCAGAAUUUUCUGCAGCACUCCAAAGAGCGCCACCUACAGACAGCAUGCUCGGCCUCUGAAACCUAAAAACUCAACAGAUAGGCCAAAUGUGUCUUAUUAUAGCAGAGACUACCAUGACCAGCCACAGACUGAUUUAUCGAUGGAACCAAUACCCUUGGAAGAGCUGAAGAGUGAGAAAUAUCCCAGGAUAUCAGCAGAAGAUCUGAUUGAGCUUGGUGAACUGGCAGGCUCUGCGAAUUCUCGAAGCCCUACCAAGAAGAGACAGAACAGCAAACCUAUGAUCUUAAUAUUAGAUGUUCGCCACCAUGAAGAAUACAAACGUGGAACCUUGCAAGGGAGCAUAAAUAUCCCAUUUCAAACAGCUUUUUCCCCUGAGGGGGAAUUGAAUCCUUGUCCUGCUGUGCAGAUCUUGAACUCUAGAAGAAAUCAAGUGAUUGUUGUUGUUGGCAAUAGAGGGCGCUUUGCUGCAAAUUUUGCCAAUGAAUUAGUGCGUCUGGGCUAUUCAAGAGUCUGUGUGCUGCAUAAGGGCAUUGAUAUAUUUAGGACCACCAACCUUCUUAUUAUACCACCAGCUGAUAUAUAAAUGUUCCUCAUUUCAUUUAUUUUCAUAAUCUUUAUAGUUGCUUUGAAAGGAAACCUAAAGUAGCGGAGAUUGGCUGGAUGUUGAAAUAUCAAAACUCAAGUCUUGUGUUUCUGAUAAAAUUCAGUUUGAAAAAAAAACAACUUCUGGAGUAAUUGUACUAUCCUAGACUGAAAUUAUAACAUCAUAAAAAUAAUUUGAUCUUAAGCUAUUAUUUUAGUAUAUUAAUUGAGCACAACUUUUAAAUGCUUUGUACAUUUUGUAAAAAGUAGCCUAUAUUGUUACUUUAAAUUUGUUAAUGUGUCAGUAUUAUCAGAUGUGCUGUUUGGAAGCUCAGUCAAUCACUUUGCUAUCUUGUUGAUUUUGUGUUUAAAACAAUUAAAAUUGACACUUCAGUACAUAAGUAUAAGAUUUGAGAUUUUAUUUUUGGCACAUAAGAACAUUUUAAGUUAUGUGUACCCUAAAUUUUUGUUUUGUUUUAUCUAAUACAUUUUACAAUAGUGUUAACUUAAAUGUCAGAUGUGUAUGUAACUACUUGUGAUAAAUGUAUUUAUUUUCAGCAUGUUUUUAUGUUGUUGAUGAUGAAGUCAAUAAAAUCCAUAUGCGAGCACCACACAGUGGCUCUUACCAUUAAAAACAUUUA